This is a messenger RNA of Phaeodactylum tricornutum CCAP 1055/1, 889 nucleotides long. RefSeq lists its product with no specific name. The coding region runs from base 21 to 656 and encodes 211 amino acids. NCBI's taxonomy places the organism in Eukaryota, Bacillariophyta, Bacillariophyceae, Surirellales, Neidiaceae. The record is from RefSeq and is a predicted model, not a curated record. The transcript has a single exon.
UCUCAAACUGUUCCGCCACGAUGAAGAUCUUUUCAAGUUCGUUCACCACUGUCAUCGUUCUUCUCGCAAUAUCCUUGUCAACCGCUGAGAUUACGGGAGAAUUUGACGAAAUCUUGGCAAAGGAACUCCCCCGGCAAGUGGAAAUUCCGGACGUUUUUGGCGGUCGCGGACAUCGACGAUCUUGCGCUGAAAACGGAAAAGUUGCCGCGUGGUGUAACACCGAGCACACUCCCAGUCUUGCUUGUGGAAUUUUGCCUGACUUUGAUGAGUAUGGCUGUGCUUGCUUGGGAGAUGCGUCCUCUUGCCCGGACGAGUGUAUUAGCGGUUUCACGCCUUCCGCUAAGACGCACUAUGGGAUCCGAUGCCAAGGCAUCCCACCAGACGAACCCAAUUAUGUCUUGAAAGAGAACCAUGCUUUAAAUCGUUGUGAAAAUAAUGCAGUCGUCUCCUCGUGGUGCGACGACUUUGUCAACAUGCACUUGACGUGCAAACUUCACGAAGAUGUCGACGAGUACUCUUGCCACUGCGGUGGCAAGCAUUCGGCAUGUCCCGAAGAUUGUGUGGGAGGAUUAACACCCAUUGAAACAACGCACAAUGUGAUCAGAUGCAAGGGAAUACCGUUGGACCAGCCCAACUAUAUUCUCAAGGAGGGGUAACAAUUACUUGAUCCCCUUUUGAGUUACAACCCUUUGGGGCUCCAACUUCUCUAUCACGCUUGCAUUCCAAAUGACACUUUGACUGUAACCAACCCCUACACUUACAGAACGGUUCGAGUUUACUUUGUAGAACACAGGGCCAUCUAUUUUUAACCUACUACGUCGUACCAUGUCCUGACUUUUGCAUAUUCAAGAAUAAAAUGGCUUACCUUAGGACGAUAAUUUUCUGUUGC